Messenger RNA from Plasmodium malariae, 1194 nucleotides. RefSeq names its product sphingomyelin synthase 2, putative (gene SMS2). Bases 1 to 1194 code for a protein of 397 amino acids. The record is from RefSeq and is a predicted model, not a curated record. Gene Ontology annotation, biological process: ceramide biosynthetic process. The transcript has a single exon. Gene Ontology annotation, molecular function: sphingomyelin synthase activity; ceramide cholinephosphotransferase activity. Gene Ontology annotation, cellular component: Golgi membrane; endoplasmic reticulum membrane. NCBI's taxonomy places the organism in Eukaryota, Apicomplexa, Aconoidasida, Haemosporida, Plasmodiidae.
AUGGACAUUGACAAAUUAGACAAAAAUUAUGAUUUUGCGUCAACAGAAAAUGAAGAUAGCAAAGAUUACACUAGAACAAAUAAUUAUCAAAUAAAUAUUGAGCGGAAGACGAGUAACAUAUCUAUAUUACUAAAAGAAACAAUAUAUGACAAAAAGGAGUUAACUGAAUGGAAAUUGUUUAAGAUAUUACUUAUGAAAUUAAUGUUCGCAUUAAUAUUUUUAUUGAUUUCAUUGAUUAUACAAGGUUUUUUAAUGAUAUAUAGUGACUCGUACUAUAAAAGAUACACAAAACCGCUAAGCGAUCGAAUACACAGUUUUUUUGAAGAACCACCAACAUGGGUUUCCUAUAAUUUGUCAAAUAAUUUAAUAGCUGUGUUAACACUAGCAUUUCUUCAAUUAAUUUUAUUUAACAGUAUAUAUCUAUCCUUAGCUAUUGUUUGUCGAUUUUUAUAUAUGCUUGGCUUUUUUUAUAUUUUAAGGGGCAUACUUAUAUAUGUCACUUCUUUACCUGCAACGUUAGAGACAUGUUUGCCUGUAGAAAAAGGGAAUUUAGCAUUUAAUUUAUUACAAAUAAUUAAAAUAAAUAUGAAUUUAGUUUAUGUAUGUUCAGAUUUAAUUAUAUCUGGUCAUUCAUUUUCAACAACGAUAUUUUUAUUGUUUUCUCUUUGUUAUAUGAACAAUAUCCUAUUAAAAAUAAUUAUAUCUUUUUUUUGUUGCGUUAUUUAUGCAUUCAUAAUUAUUGGGUUUAUACAUUAUACAUCUGAUGUAUUGUUAGGAUUCCUUUUUGCCAUUUUUAUUUUUACCUUUUAUCAUAUAAUGCUUGAUUUGUCUUCCCAUUAUUAUUUAUUUUCCGAAAUAUUUGAAGUUAAAAUUAUUUCAAAUAAAAAAAAUUCUCAGGCAAAACCAUUUUUUUUAAGAUUUUUUUAUACCAGAAUUUUUUUGAAAAUUAUACCCUUUUUGGAAGGAUUAAAUUAUACAUUAGAUUAUGCAAUAAACAAAAAAACUGACAAGUCUACUUUUUGUAAUUGUGAAAAUAAUUAUAACAGUGAUGAACCCUUAUGUUCUUUUCGAAAAUCAUAUAAAGAAAAUAAAAUAUCUCUCCAUUGUUCGGAUCAUAUAUUUCAUGCAUAUGCUGGAGAUGGCAACAUUAAUUUUUUAUUAUUCAAAUUUUUAAGAAAUGUUAAAAGGGAAUAG